UCCCAGCCUCGUUGCCUUUCUUGGUGUGGCCCGAAAGAACCCUCACCCCUCAAAACUUCCCGGAUGCUGUCAUCCUUGGAGGGACAUUUGACAGUGGCUCUUCGUACAGAAUCAAAAUUGUCGCCAGUCGGCCCAGCUCAGCAUCCCAAGGACUGGCAGAGUAUAACAUUGUAACCAACAUUCCACCCAAUGGAGGAUCGUGUGACGUCACACCCAAGACAGGCGAAGAACUGGACACAAUAUUUACUUUCUCAUGCAGCGGGUGGCAGGAUGAGCAUCAACCGCUGACCUAUGAAAUGUUUUACUCUCACCCAAAUAAAAGCGAGGAGGACCCAGUCUCGCCUCUGAGUGGGGUGCUGUUUUUCUUUGGUCCUUCGUUAGAGAGUUACAGGGCGAUUCUUCCGAUGGGAAAGGAAGAAAAUAACUAUUCUGUUAAUGUUGCGGUGAUAAUAAAGGACGCGUAUGGAGAGUACGUGGACAAAAAUCUUCGGAUUCAGGUAAACCGCAGACUGGUGACUCAAAAGGAAUUGGUAGAAAAAACUCUUACGCCGGGAAACGAAAUAGAAAAGGCGAUUGGUCGUGGCGCAGUGCAAGAAGCAGUGCAGCGUAUAAAUGCUAUCAGCGAUGUACUCAAUGUACAGAACUCCACUAAGGACAAUGCGGUUGAACAAAACAAACAGGUUCGUUUGGCGAUUAUCAAGUACUUGGCUGAGUUUCGUCCACAAAGUCUUAAUGAUGUAUUACUUGGAUCCAAGCCCCUAAAGGCGGCAACCGCUGUUGCUGCGGAGACUGAAGUGGAGGCGCAGGUUCUAGCGACGAAGCAAUAUGCUAACAUGGCGGCCAUAGUGAUGAAAGAGUCCCAAGGAGGGGAGGAUGGGGGAGUUAUCGAGACGAUCUCUACUGAAUUACUCCAAGGAUUAUCAAAUGUAUUUCUGGCUUCAUCCAACAGUAAUACUAACAGUUUAAAUGAUGAAGACAAAAAAGCCGCUGAGGAAGUACAGUUUAAAAUUCUUGAUCUCGUGGAUAAAGUCUCUGACGCAAUGCUUCAUACCAUGAUACCGGGCCAAACUCCGCUGGUCACAGGGAGCGCAAGCGUAGCUACUGGCUUGUCCAAACAAGCGCCAAAUAACGUGGCCGGGAUUUCAGUGGACGUGGGAGGUCUGGGGCAGUUUGUGAUGCCACGCAACGUGAGCCUGGUCGACAGAACUAAAAAUUAUUCCUACGUCACGACUACCGUAACCGAGCUGUCUUCAAAUCCAUUCCGAGGUUCCAGUAAUUCCACUCCGGUCAGGUCCAAUCCUUUGUCUUUAGUGCUCAAAGGAAGUGAUGGGAACGUUAUUGCUGUCGAAGGCCUGACAUCGCUAAUCGAUGUUUUGCUGCCGCAAAAAAGAUCAGCUCAGGUCUCACUCAACAUCUCACAGACUCCUUCCUCCAGUGGUUCCAUGACGUUUCACAAGAUCUCCAUUCCAAACAAUGACAGCGUCAUGAUAGCUGACAUUCUCCCAUCAGACAGACUGUCCAAACUAGCAAUCUACCUCAGAUACAACGAGAAACCUUCGACAACUGAGUAUGACUUUAAAACCACUCUACCCAACCAUGACUCGGCGACGGAAAAAAACUACACGCUCUUUGUGCCACGUGAUCAGAUGAAGGGGAAGGGCGAGUAUUACAUUGGAGUUUUAUCCAGUGCGCAUGACCUGGAAGAGGAACAGACGGUAGUAAAUUACACGUUUGACGUCAUCUGUUCAGCCUGCUACUUUUGGAACGAGAGUCUGAGUGAAUGGAGUACCAUGGGAUGCCAGGUUCACAACAAGACUACUCGAUAUCUUACUCACUGCCAGUGUUCACAUUUGACAUGGUUCGGAGCAGACUUGUUCAUCCCGCCAAACAAGUUGGAUAUCGAAAGCUCUUUUAAAAAGCUUCCGGAAAUUUACAAACACCCUGCGCUUCUCGCUACCUUCUGUGUGAUCAUUGGGCUGUACCUUGUAGGGCUCGUGUGGGCGAGACGGAAGGACCGAAGAGAUAUCACCAAGGUCGGUCUCGUGCCAGUUUUAGAUAACGACCCAUCAGACCGAUAUCGCUAUGAAGUGACUGUUUACACUGCACGCGGCAAGAAUACGGGCACCACAGCAAACGUCUCCAUCCUUGUCGCCGGUGAAGAUGGUCAGAGUGCCGUGCACGUGCUCAAGAGCACAUCCAGGUCCUCUCUUCACCCGGGCGGUGUUGAUUCGUUCCUUAUCACCACACCAGAAUGCCUAGGAAGUCUAACAUUCAUCCGUAUAUGGCACGAUAACACGGGCAAGAGCCCAUCCUGGUUUCUGUCCCAAGUCGUCAUCAGGGACAUUGAGGCGGAAGAAAAAUUCUUCUUUCUGUGCAACCAAUGGCUGGCGUGCGACGAAGGGGACGGACAGGUUGACCGACUGUUUCCAGUGGCGGGAAAAGACGAGCUACGCGACUUUAUACAUCUUUUCAAAACCAAGACGAGUCGUGACCUUUCUGACGGCCAUUUGUGGUUUUCCAUCGCUUUUCGUCCGGUGCGCAGCCGUUUCACGUGUGUCCAGCGAGUGUCAUGUUGUUUAUCCCUGUUAACGUGUUCUAUGCUGGCAAACGUACUUUGGUAUAAAACGCCAGUGAAGGACCAAAACAAUGUUCUAAUUGACCUUGGCUUCUUUGAAUUCACUUGGCACGAGAUUCUUAUUGGCGUUCAGUCCAGCUUAAUCGUAUUCCCAAUUAACUUGCUGAUAGUUCAGUUGUUCAGGAACAGAGCAGUUAGCCCCAAGACGAAACAGAAAUACGCGGAGAGGACUAGAAGAGAAAGUAACUUUCCAACAGAAAAGCCACGUACACAAAAGGCGGUCUCACUUAGUGACAUCACGCCGACGGAUUCACAAAGGCAGUCAGCGGGUCCACGACAAAAACACGUUCAGUUAAAGAACUUGACGAGCAUGCGCACACCCGUGGCCGCGCACAAGGAUUCCUGGGACGAGGAUUUGUUCUGUUCGUUGCUGGAGAGUCAAAUUGGUGUCUUAACAGAGAACAAAGAAGCGAAGCCAAAGGAAAAGAAACGUUUGGAAAAAGAUGACCAAGUGGGGGAGGUGCCUGAUUUUUUGUCCUCCGAUAUUUACUACUACUUGUAUCAAGACGAGGCACGUGACCGGGAAAGAGUCUGUCCAGAGUCUAUUUGCAGUGGAGACUCAGUGGACACAACAACUGCCUUAGUGAAGACAGAAAAACCCAAGAGAAAGAAAAAGCGGAAGAUGAACUGUUUGUUUCCAUGGUGGUUCGUGUACAUAGGCUGGUUACUAUGUUUCUCCACGGCAGCCGCCGCUGGUUUUUUCACGCUGUUGUACGGACUGAGCUUCGACAACAAACAACAAGAAGAAUGGUUAGUCUCCAUGUUCGUGUCUAUGGCGCAGGACAUCUUGAUAAGCCAACCUCUGAAAGUGAUUAUUGUUGCCGUUCUCUUCGCGCUGCUAUUGAAAAAGCCGCAAGAUGAAGAAGAUGACGUCAUCAACGCCGAGUUGGCGCGCGACGAGGAAUGGCUCGAGCACAAUCUUACGCAUGGGCAGAAACGCCAUGACAAGGCCACUGACACUCAAUAUCACCGCCCGCCAGAUAAGGUAUUACUUCACGCAGCUCGGGUCCGACUUGUCAAUGAAAGGAAGAUGCAUUCAGUCAUCCGGGAAAUCGUCUUCUACUUCCUGUUUGUUUGGAUGGUGCUUUUAAUAGCUUACGGCCACAGAGACCCGUAUGCACACUUUAUGGCUCAGAACAUUGAGAACACUUUUGUUGGUCACCGGGACUCUCUCGGUUACCGUGACGAAGACAAAAUUAUCUCUAAGAAGCCUGAGGGGGCCGAUGAUGUCAUCAAGCUUUAUGACGUAACCAAUGUGAACGACUUCUGGGAAUGGAUAAAUCAGACUCUAGUUCCAGGCCUCUACAACGGUGCCUGGUACAACGGUAACACAGGGAAACCAGGAUUCUUGAAUGACAAGAUGUCAUUUGUAGUGGGCGUGGCUCGGAUCAGGCAGCUUCGUGUUAAAAGUGGAACAUGUGAAGUUGCUUCAGUAUUUGAUGUUGACGUGGACGCAUGUAAUAAACCUUACUCCUGGGACGCUGAGGACCAGACUCCUCACUACGCUCCCGGUUGGAAACCAACCAAUCAGAACUCUUCUUCCACUUCAGGAAACAGCGCAUGGCACUACAAGACGACCACUGAACUCAAAACACGUCCUAUUCUCGGGCAUCUUGCCCUUUAUCGAGGAGGCGGCUACAAAGCUGACUUAGGAUCGACUGAAGCGGGAGCUUACUCCAUGUUAGAUGACUUGAAAUCGAACAAUUGGGUCGACAAAUACACGCGCGCUGUAUUCAUUGAGUUUACUGUGUACAACGGCCAUAGUAAUCUCUACUGUGUGAUGAAUUUGCUUUUAGAGUUCACGGCCGCCGGAGGUGUCGUUCCAUUCAUACAACUGCUUUCAACGCGGAUCGACCGCUAUGUGGGGAAUUUCUUGUUGUUUGUCUUGAUCUGCGAAGCUUCCUUUGUUGUAUUCACCCUUGUGUUUACUUAUCGCGAGUUCAAAAGGCUUCUCAAGACGGAUUUAAAAGAAUACAUGACUGCGUUCUGGACAUGGGUUGAAAUAGCCCUGUUAGGCUUGUCUUGGACUAGUAUCGUUCUGUAUUUUAUCAGGUUCGGGCUAGACAAACUCACGAAGAAGGCUUUUCGAGAGAACCCUCAAGAAUUCGUGGAUUUCCACCAUCUCGCAUUGGUUGAUCAGUUGUUCGGGUAUGUCUACGCAUUUGUAGUUUUCAUCAUCUCGGUGAAAUUUCUCCGUUUAUUUCGCUUCAACCGACGUAUGUCUCUUCUUGGAUCCACCUUGAAAUGCGCUGCGAAGGAAAUGCUUCAUUUCGGAAUCAUUUUCAGCCUGGUUUUUGUCGGAUUUUCUCAUCUCUGCUACCUAGUGUUCUCACACGAGUUGUACAAAUUUCACACGUUCGUCACCACUGUAGAAACCCUUAUCAGUGUCAUGUUAGGCAAGUUCAGUUAUGUUAGCUUGGAGCGAACCAACAGAGUCCUGGGUCCGAUGAUGUUCUUCUUCUACAGUAUAGGCGUGGUCUUCAUCCUUGUCAACAUGUUCCUGUCAAUCAUUAUUGAGAACUUUAAGAGAGUGAAGCGAAACAACGACCUCCAAUCUAACGAAUACGAGAUCGUCGACUUUAUGACAGAGCAAUUUAUGAGUUGGUUAGGAUUCAAGUCGCGAUCAAUUUUCAAAAAUCGGGUUUUCGCCGAAGGGGAUUUCGAGCGACCGGUGUACAAGAAGAGAAAACGGACUGACGAAGCUGCGCAACUGAAGGACAGGGUCGAUCGACUUGUGACGCUUAUCCAGAAAGUUCAUUGUGAUGAUAAUAAAGAAGAUUUUCUCAGGAAUGAUGGAGAAGUAACCUAUCUAAUACCGGAUAUCAAACUGGAAUCUUACGCUUGAUUGCAACAUGUAGAAUGACAUUAGACGCGGCUACCUUACUGGACAGUACUCAUCUAUGUAUGUUCACGUGUGAUACUGACAGAACACCUUUAAAAGAUAACCCCAUUUGAAAUGGUCUCCAUUUCUCAAUGUUGAGGAUCUCUGUAUAUUCCUUAGCUUAACAAGGCCGGCUUCGUCCGCUGUCUCAAGCUGCCGGCGGUGUGAAACAGCAGUUGAAAUAUUAAACCGGCUGCUUCAGUUCUGCAAUAUAUGCAUAUAUUCUUUGUAAAUAAUGAAUUAGAGACUAAGACUUUGUCGGGAAUAUUAUUUUUAAUAGCAAAAUAUAAUGUUGAUGGCCAAUGUAAAAAUGAAAAUAAACCAAACUACAGCUGAAACUAAGCCUACUUAUUCAUGAAGCCAGCUCUUUAAUCUAACUUAUAUGGCAUGAAGUUAGUUCAACGGGUAUUCCUGGUACUUCCAACAUAAAAUGCUAGUCCAUUGGCCAAACAAUUGCCACGUUUCUAAGAUUACAAAUUUCGGCAUUCUAGGCACGCGCAGGCGGUGUUGGACACGAUUUGCAAAGCGUGCCGGGAGAAAUUUUUGCUCGAGCUCAUUUUCAUCUGAUCGCCGAACGGCAGGCGGUGUAGGACACGGUUCACGUGACAUUGUUCGACCAAUCAUAUAUCGUCUCAGCCGAAGCAAUGGCGGACACAUUUUUCGUUCCGAGUUAAGAGUAGGUUGUCUUUUCUCGACCGAUUUCUGCACUCAUCAUGAGAAUCAAACGAACCUUUUCCAGGAUCUGCUAGUAUAAUAUCUAGGCCAAUUAUUUGCCAAGUGUCAACUACAGGAAAGAGUUUUUUGCAUCAAAACUGGUCAAUGGAACAGUGAAUGGAAAUCAUGCCAUGUCGAAAAUGUUUGUUGAGCAUCCGCGCUUGACACGGAUAUUCUUUUGGUCGUUUGCGGGGUAACAGGGAUCAGUAUUGUAGAUUAUUAUCGCAUGACACUUUAAGAAAAGUCUGUCGGGUCCCGCCGUUUUAACUGUCAAAAUCGGACUUGAAGUCGGGGCUUUUUCCUCGAUUGGGCCAUUCCAUUU
This is a messenger RNA of Orbicella faveolata, 6552 nucleotides long. Its product is annotated as polycystin-1-like. Gene Ontology annotation, molecular function: monoatomic cation channel activity; protein binding. Gene Ontology annotation, cellular component: plasma membrane. Gene Ontology annotation, biological process: calcium ion transport. Lineage: Eukaryota; Metazoa; Cnidaria; Anthozoa; Scleractinia; Merulinidae. The record is from RefSeq and is a predicted model, not a curated record.